AUGUCUGCUCGCAUCAAUACUAUUCUCAUACUAGGGGCUGCCGGUGGCAUCGGUGAGGCCCUGGCCCGUCGUUUUCACGCAUUGGGCAAGAAAGUCAUCGUUACAGGUCGAGAGCAGAACAAACAGAAACUAGCCAACUUGGCUGCAGACUUGCCAGGACUAGAUACUCGUGUGUGGGAUUUAAUGGAUCUUGCGAAAAUACACCGCGAGAUCCACACCAUUCUUGCAGAGUACCCACUGCUGGAUUCAGUUUAUAUCAAUGCUGGAAUCCAAAACUAUUAUGAGAUUUUCAAACAGCCUCCCGCCGAUGCAGACGUGGUCCAGGAGCUGACGACAAAUCUGACCGCUCCCAUUCUUGUCGCGCAAGCCUUUGCCUCCCAUCUGCUAGGACUCGCUCAGUCCGGCGUAAAAACCAGCCUCUUCCUGACAAGCUCGUCUUUGGCCUACUUCCCGGUUCCCUUUUAUCCAACGUACAGCUCCACCAAGGCAGGCAUUUCUGCCUUUACAAAGAUCAUGCGCAUGCAACUCGACGCAACUGGCUGCACGAAUAUGAACAUCGUUGAGGUUGUUCCACCUUAUGUCGACACCCCUCUGAAUGCAGCACAUCGGGAUCAGACCGAUGCUCUGCAAGGCGGCAAGGACAAGGCCGUCCAACCAAUGCCUCUGGAGGAUUAUAUCGCCAAGUGGUUUGCUGCUCUGGAAGAGACAAACCCGGACGGCUCUCUUAAACACGAGAUCGGCAUUGGAUUUGGGUCCCAAGGCGCUGCAGUUUGGUAUGAAGGAUAUCAAAAAUUACUGAGAUUAUCCGGAAUGGUUUGA
Messenger RNA from Grosmannia clavigera kw1407, 819 nucleotides. Its product is annotated as short chain dehydrogenase reductase. Gene Ontology annotation, molecular function: oxidoreductase activity. The transcript is spliced from 2 exons. The coding region runs from base 1 to 819 and encodes 272 amino acids. NCBI's taxonomy places the organism in Eukaryota, Fungi, Ascomycota, Sordariomycetes, Ophiostomatales, Ophiostomataceae. The record is from RefSeq and is a predicted model, not a curated record.